CACAAAUAACCAGUUGAUAACAAAGUUUUAACGACAUUAUCAAGUGAGAAACUACCAGUACACUAGGUUAGUGAUCGGUUAUUGACUUUUAAAUUCUUGAAUAUGAAACUUAACUUUAUGUUUGUAGUAUUCGAAUUAAUUUUUAUAAUAAGGUGUGAUGAAAUUGAAGACCGGUGUAAUUUCUUAGACAGUAAGCUUCAACCAAAUACUUUUAGACUUCUUAGUAAAGCAAUUGUACCCGAUAAAGUUGGAAAAGUUAAAGGAGAUGCAGGCAGAAUAGGAGUAAUUGGUGGUUCUAUAGAAUAUACAGGAGCACCGUAUUUCUCAGCGAUUACGUCAUUAAAGGUUGGAGGAGACUUAGCUUAUAUUAUAACUACAGAUAGUGCUGCAUACGUUAUAAAGACUUAUAGUCCAGAUCUCAUAGUAUACCCUUAUUUGAGCCCUAAAUAUGCAUCUAAAAUCAGUGCACUUUUACCAAAAAUGGAUGUCGUCAUUAUCGGGCCUGGGUUAGGUAGAGAGCCUGAUACAAUACAAUUAAUAUCUGAUGUUAUUCAAGAUUGUAGAAGACUGAAAAAACCCCUAGUUAUUGAUGCGGAUGGUAUUUUUGCAAUUUCCAAAAAUACAUCAUUAAUUAAAGAUUAUCCAUGUCCUGGAGUGAUCAUGACACCGAAUUUACGAGAGGCGAACAGAUUAAUGGAAUCUGUUUCUGAAAACGAUAGUAACUGGUACAAUUAUUGGGGAAAUUGUGUAGCUGUUUUGGUAAAAGGUGAUAAAGACCACUUCUACUCAAAUAUGACAUCCUACAGCUGGAUAGCUACAGGAGGUGGUUCAACGCGUCGAGUCGGAGGACAAGGAGAUAUAUUAUCUGGAGCUCUGGGCACAUUUUACCAUUGGGCUUUGAACAAAGAACUCUGUAAACAUGAAAGCCAAACGCAACUCGCUCAAAGUGUUGCUGCAUAUGCAGCAGCAAAGAUAACCAGAACGAGUAAUUAUAAAGCCUAUUUAAUUCACGGACAAUCAAUGUUGGCAUCAGAUAUGAUUAAUCAAAUCCAUACGGCUUUUGAAUCAACUUUUUCAUUGGGAUUAAUAUCAAGUUCUGUUUCUGAGUGCAACAAUAUGAAUACGAAUACCACAUACAUUUGAUAGAAUUCUUAUAAUAUUAUACCCACCUAAUGAAAAGAUUUAUGUAAAAGCAAGCGAGCAGCACAAACAAGUAAACUGUUAUUUUUAAUUAAAAUGAAGUAUUAAAUAA
Molecule: messenger RNA, 1252 nt
Organism: Spodoptera littoralis (African cotton leafworm)
Lineage: Eukaryota; Metazoa; Arthropoda; Insecta; Lepidoptera; Noctuidae
Source: the annotation of a GenBank genome assembly